GCCCCGCCCCCGCCGCUCGGACGGCCCGAGUCGCGCCCUCCCGCUCUGCGCUGCCGAACUUGGUCUAACUUCCUCGGCCGACCGGGCCGUGCCGCCGCUGCCGCCGCCGCCGCCGCUGCCGCCGCGCCCGGGUCCUGCUUCUCAGAAGAUGCACUAUUAUAGAUAUUCGAACGCCGAGGUCAGCUGCUGGUACAAGUACCUGCUCUUCAGCUACAACAUCGUCUUUUGGUUGGCUGGAGUUGUCUUCCUUGGAGUCGGGCUGUGGGCAUGGAGCGAAAAGGGUGUGCUGUCCGACCUCACCAAGGUGACCCGGUUGCAUGGAAUCGACCCUGUGGUGCUGGUCUUGAUGGUGGGCGUGGUGAUGUUCACACUGGGCUUUGCAGGCUGUGUGGGUGCCCUACGGGAGAACAUCUGCCUGCUCAAGUUUUUCUGUGGGGCCAUCGUGCUCAUCUUCUUCCUGGAACUGGCUGUGGCUGUGCUGGCCUUUCUGUUCCAGGACUGGGUGAGGGACCGGUUCCGGGAAUUCUUCGAGAGCAACAUCAGAUCCUAUCGGGACGACAUUGACCUGCAGAACCUCAUUGACUCCCUUCAGAAAGCCAAUCAGUGCUGUGGGGCCUAUGGCCCUGAAGACUGGGACCUCAACGUCUACUUCAACUGUAGUGGCGCCAGCUACAGCCGAGAGAAAUGUGGAGUACCCUUUUCUUGCUGUGUGCCAGAUCCUGCGCAAAAAGUUGUGAACACACAGUGUGGCUAUGAUGUCAGGAUUCAGCUGAAGAGCAAGUGGGACGAGUUCAUCUUUACGAAAGGGUGCAUCCAGGCUCUGGAAGGCUGGCUGCCCAGGAACAUCUACAUUGUGGCUGGUGUCUUCAUUGCCAUCUCACUGCUGCAGAUCUUCGGCAUCUUCCUGGCGAGGACCCUGAUCUCAGACAUCGAGGCAGUGAAGGCAGGUCAUCACUUCUGAGAAGCAGCGGCAGCAAGUGGAGCUGAGCCACACAUGGAAGUGAAGCCACCCACAGCCAGACCCCAGUCUUCGGCAUCAGUGUGACGUGACCUCUCUGUUUCUUCUUGCUGGUGCUGAAGACGAAGGCCCCUUCUCAUCUGCCCACACUUGACAUGGCAUCUUUGAAGGGGUUUGCCCAGAGACAGAGAAUGUGUCUUCAUGUGGAGUAGUAACUCUGAGGACAGAUGGCUCCCAUGGCUGCAAGGAGGGCUUGAUGGCCCUCUUGGAGCCCAAGAGCGUCUGCAGGCCCCUACCCACUCAGUAAGGCUUAGGUACAUACAUGCUCAACUGUUAUCUUCUGUGGGUGGAACAUUUGUGUUGGACCAGCAGGUUGAGGACAACUUCUGGCUCCAUUGGAUCAAGAAGCAUGGGGGAGGAGUAAGUGUUCCAGUGGGUUCCUGAGUGCCAGCAGGGUUCAUGGUGGUGCCAACAUGCCACGGGUUUGCAGGGUCCUCAGCCAUGGCCACAUGAAGUAAGCCUGAGCCAGCCAUAACCGGUCCCAGGGAAGCACCUUGCCACUGCCUUCCAAGCCUACACUGCUCUCCCAGGGUAGAUCAGCCUUGUGUCUCCAUAGCAUUAAGCCCUGCUGAGAGCCCGCUCUCCUGUUCUUAAAGCGUGUAAAUAGUUUAUUUAUAGGGGUAAGAGUGUUUCUUCACCAUGGCUUCAUUGCCUCUUCUCUCCAGCAGUCUUUUCUCAGCAGCCUUACCCAGUGUCUGGGACCAAGCUGCCCUUUUCAGUUCCCUGAAUGUCUGAGAACUAGCUGUGACAGCCUCUCCCUCUAGUCCACAUUCCCUCCACGCACCCCUGCUUGGCUUCACUGUCUUCUGGUCUCGGUGCUACUGAAACUGCCACCAGAACUUGAAUCCUGAUUGACCCUUUCUCCCCACUGCCCUCCAGGGAGCCCAAGUUCCUGAUUGCUAGCUGGAAACUGGGUUCCUCUCAUGACCACAUACAGCUAGUGGCCCAAAGUGUGCUGUCCCUGGAGGGCAACACUCUGCAGCCAGGCCCUUGCGAGCCACAGACACCAGGUGCUGUGUGAAGCUCAGCACAACGUCGUCUUCUCACAUCCAUGGUGACUCCUCCACCCAGAUGCCAUUCUUCUGCUGUUGUCUCCACUGUCAGUGCUGUCUGGGGCUGCUCUUGAAAAUGAUGUGUGUCUCAAGUACUGGAUGCUCCUGAGGCAUGCUUGGUGUCUGUCCACCUUGGCCUGGGCUCCUCUAAUGCUUCUCUGUAGCUUGUAUGUGUCCUCACCGUUCAGGGGUUGAGUGCCUACCUUCAGUGACUUGCCGAGGUGUACAUUCUAGUGUGGUGUAUACUGGUGAUACUGGUGGGUGUGUGUUCAUGAUGAUGACGAUGUUAUAGUUUUCUAAAUAAUUCUCUAUAGACUAGAGGAAGAAUGCUUGUGUUUUUAGGAAGUGUGAUGCUUCACUUUGACCUGCCAAACUCUUUUAUGGAAUAUAUCUUUAUAUUAA
This is a messenger RNA of Peromyscus californicus insignis, 2472 nucleotides long. RefSeq names its product tetraspanin 14 (gene Tspan14). Lineage: Eukaryota; Metazoa; Chordata; Mammalia; Rodentia; Cricetidae. Gene Ontology annotation, cellular component: membrane. Bases 149 to 961 code for a protein of 270 amino acids. Gene Ontology annotation, biological process: protein localization to plasma membrane; regulation of vascular endothelial growth factor signaling pathway; protein maturation. The transcript has 9 exons. The record is from RefSeq and is a predicted model, not a curated record.